Molecule: messenger RNA, 3785 nt
Organism: Mustela erminea (ermine)
Lineage: Eukaryota; Metazoa; Chordata; Mammalia; Carnivora; Mustelidae
Gene: KBTBD2
Product: kelch repeat and BTB domain containing 2
Exons: 5
Coding region: 725-2596 (623 amino acids)
Molecular function (GO): protein binding
Source: RefSeq, a predicted model, not a curated record
GGGAGGACGGGGAGGGGGAUCUUCCAGAACCCGGGAAACUGCAAAACUGCCGCAUGUGCCGCUGGGCGGGCGCGAGCGGCGGGAAUUGAAACCUGGCGAAGGCUGGCUCACGGUCCGCUGGCCGCGCGUUCCCAGGCCGCGGAAGGGGCCCGCGAAGGGGGCGAGCGCGCGCCGCAGGGGCGGGGCAGGAGCGGCGAGCCGGGCGUCUCGCGGCCCGGCGGCUCCCGGGGGAGGAGUCUGGCGGUGGUCGGGCCCUGAGGAGCGUGCGGCGGCGCCCGCAGAGGACGCUGCUUUCCGCGCAGGACCGGCCGACCGAGGGAGGGCGCGAGGGAAAGCCGGAAGGAAGACGAGGCGGCGGCUCCAAGCUUCCUCGGGGGAGGCGGAGGCGAGACCCCGGCCCUGGCCUGGGCGGGAGGGCCACGCCCCCGCGCCCGAGGGGCCCAGUGUUUUCAGGGUCUCUGGUCGCACCGGAUCCCAAUCUUCCGGACCUGGGGACACGGUUACUCCAGAGGAUUCGCAGAACAUAGGAUGUCACUGCAAAAUCUACCUCGUGUGUUACUCUCUUUAACUCAUGAGCUGCACAAGAGUUGCAAAUUUGAGCAAGACGGCUGCAGACCAUGUUGAAGAACUGAAGAACCUAAUUAACACAGGAUGACCUAGGAGUGAUUCUAAGCAUAUAACAAGAUACUCAUUAGUGAAUGUGAGAUAUUAAUGGAAUACAGUCAUGUCCACUCAAGACGAGAGGCAGAUCAAUACUGAAUAUGCUGUGUCCUUGUUGGAACAGUUAAAACUGUUUUAUGAACAGCAGUUGUUUACUGACAUAGUGUUAAUUGUUGAGGGCACUGAAUUCCCUUGUCAUAAGAUGGUUCUUGCAACAUGUAGCUCUUAUUUUAGGGCCAUGUUCAUGAGUGGACUCAGUGAAAGCAAACAGACACAUGUGCACCUGAGGAAUGUGGAUGCAGCCACCUUACAGAUAAUAAUCGCUUACGCAUACACGGGUAACUUGGCAAUAAAUGAUAGCACUGUAGAACAGCUUUAUGAAACUGCUUGCUUCCUGCAGGUAGAAGAUGUAUUACAACGUUGUCGAGAAUACUUAAUUAAAAAAAUAAAUGCAGAGAAUUGCGUGCGAUUGUUGAGUUUUGCUGAUCUGUUCAGUUGUGAGGAACUAAAACAAAGUGCUAAAAGAAUGGUAGAGCACAAGUUCACUGCUGUAUAUCACCAGGAAGCUUUCAUGCAGCUGUCACAUGACCUACUGAUAGACAUCCUCAGUAGUGACAAUUUAAAUGUUGAAAAGGAGGAGACAGUUCGCGAAGCUGCUAUGCUGUGGCUAGAGUACAACACAGAAUCACGAUCCCAGUAUUUGUCUUCAGUUCUUAGCCAAAUCAGAAUUGAUGCACUUUCCGAAGUAACACAGAGAGCUUGGUUUCAAGGCCUGCCGCCCAAUGACAAGUCUGUAGUGGUUCAAGGUCUGUAUAAGUCUAUGCCCAAGUUUUUCAAACCAAGACUUGGAAUGACUAAAGAGGAGAUGAUGAUUUUCAUUGAAGCAUCUUCAGAAAAUCCUUGUAGUCUUUACUCUUCUGUCUGUUAUAGCCCCCAAGCAGAAAAAGUUUACAAGCUGUGUAGCCCACCAGCCGAUUUGCAUAAGGUUGGGACUGUUGUAACUCCUGAUAAUGACAUCUAUAUAGCAGGGGGUCAAGUUCCUCUGAAAAACACAAAAACAAAUCACAGUAAAACAAGCAAACUUCAAACUGCCUUCAGAACUGUGAAUUGCUUUUAUUGGUUUGAUGCACAGCAAAAUACCUGGUUUCCAAAGACCCCAAUGCUUUUUGUCCGUAUAAAGCCAUCUCUGGUUUGCUGUGAAGGCUAUAUCUAUGCAAUUGGAGGAGACAGUGUAGGUGGAGAACUCAAUCGGAGAACUGUGGAAAGAUACGAUACUGAGAAGGAUGAGUGGACAAUGGUAAGCCCUCUGCCUUGUGCGUGGCAGUGGAGUGCGGCAGUUGUGGUUCACGACUGCAUUUAUGUGAUGACACUGAACCUCAUGUACUGUUACUUUCCGAGGUCUGAUUCAUGGGUAGAAAUGGCCAUGAGACAGACUAGCAGGUCUUUUGCUUCGGCUGCGGCUUUUGGUGAUAAAAUUUUCUAUAUUGGAGGGUUGCACAUUGCUACCAAUUCUGGCAUAAGGCUCCCCUCUGGCACUGUAGAUGGGUCUUCAGUAACUGUGGAGAUUUAUGAUGUGAACAAAAACGAGUGGAAAAUGGCAGCCAACAUCCCUGCUAAGAGGUACUCAGACCCCUGUGUUAGAGCUGUUGUGAUCUCAAAUUCUCUCUGUGUGUUUAUGCGAGAAACCCACUUAAACGAGAGAGCUAAGUAUGUCACCUACCAGUAUGAUCUAGAACUUGACCGGUGGUCUCUGCGGCAGCAUAUAUCUGAACGUGUACUAUGGGACUUAGGGAGAGAUUUUCGGUGCACUGUGGGGAAACUGUAUCCAUCCUGCCUUGAAGAAUCUCCGUGGAAACCACCAACUUACCUUUUUUCACCGGAUGGGACCGAGGAGUUUGAACUGGAUGGAGAAAUGGUUGCACUACCACCUGUAUAGCCGGCGAGUUGAGGGAGUGCACGCCUGAUGUCUGUGCUUUGUCAUUUUCUUUGCUAAACAGGAGAGGCUAUGAAAGGACUAAAUAUGAGUACAUAAAGUCUAUCUUUGAUAAAUUUUAUUUUUAUGCCCUACUUAAUAUUUGCAUCAGUAUAAUAUAUAUCCGUGAGUCUUACAGAAAGAUAUGCUUCCAUAAUAUGAAAUAGAUUAUCCAAUAAUUGAGAAACUUCUACAUGUAUCAUGAGAGCAUAAGAAUCUGGAUUAUCUAAUAACAUUGUUAGCCCUGUGUUAUGUACAGUUCAAAAAGUUCACUUAUUAAAGUAGUUUCCUGUUCCUAGUGUGGUAUAUCACAAAUUGUGCCGAGGUUAUUUUAGUAUAUGUAUUUCAUUCCCGUGCUUCUUUUCUGAAGUCUUAGAAUACUUUUUUUUUUUUCCCAGUGUAAUUAAUUCAGCUGCACUUGACACUAGUGUCCAUGUUGGUAUAGAAAUGUUGUCAAAAUCCUUUACUAUAGUUGAGGAAGAUCUUCCAUUUUAUGGUAUUGCACAGGGAAAGCUAUGACUGCAGGAUCAGUCUAACUAUACUAUUAGGUGCAUGUAUUCUCUCUUCACUAACUUAUACUUGUCUAUCUAGAAUACAGGUCUUCCAAUUAGCUGGUCAUUUACCAGGUGUGGACUUAAGUUGCUGGGCUUGCAAUAAGAAUUGCUAGUCCCUCGUUGUGCGGGUCUGUGUGGAGCUUUAAUCAGUAAAUGCCUCCACUUUCUGUAUUACAUUAACAUUGGCUCAUGCAUAUAACUACCUGCUGCUGUUGUAUUUCUCCAUCUUAAAGAUUUAGAGUGGGUUAACCAGGUCAUUACAUCCUAAUUUAAUAACAAGCAUUACUGUAGAGUGACUGUGUAUAGUCAUUAGCUGUCAGGGUGUGUGUGUGGUUUUUUUUUAACCUGUUGUGUGUGGGGGGGGGUAGGAGUAGAAAGGUGAACUGUUCAGGAAUUCUCUGCACUAGCCGUGCAGAUGAGCAGGUAACUAGUGCUGCUCUGGCAUUAAUCCCAGGAACCACUAGCAGUAGCGGGGCGCCGCCAAUCUAACAUGAGCACAGGUGCUUCAUGACAAACCUUACUAGCAUGUUCAACUGCAUCAUGUUCUGGCACUGUAUUUUGAAUGACAUUAAUUUAUUAAAUAAAUUGUAUAUAUUCGA